Juglans regia (Persian walnut) is the source of this 369-nucleotide messenger RNA. RefSeq lists its product as uncharacterized. The transcript has a single exon. The record is from RefSeq and is a predicted model, not a curated record. The coding region runs from base 1 to 369 and encodes 122 amino acids. Lineage: Eukaryota; Viridiplantae; Streptophyta; Magnoliopsida; Fagales; Juglandaceae.
AUGCGACAAAAGUGGGAUAGGGCAAACAGACUUUGUUUAAAAAUCAUCAAACAUUCUAUAUCAGAUUCCAUUAUAGGAGCUAUUCCAGACAAUGAUAAUGCUAAGCAAUUUUUGGGUGCCAUAGGACAAAGGUUUAUUGAAUCUGAUAAAACUGAAACUGGAGACCUCAUGGAUAGACUGAUGAGUAUGAAAUAUGAUGGUUCUAGUGGAGUUAGGGAGUACAUUAUGAAAAUGAUACAUAUAUCCUCUAAGCUAGAAGCCCUCAAAAUUUCCAUUGCUGAGCCUUUUUUGGUUUAUCAUGUUCUUAACAGUCUUCUUAGCCAGUUUAAUCAGCUAAAGGUAGCUUACAAUGUCCAGCGAGAUAAAUGA